This is a messenger RNA of Arabidopsis thaliana (thale cress), 291 nucleotides long. Its product is annotated as P-loop containing nucleoside triphosphate hydrolases superfamily protein. The transcript is spliced from 2 exons. Gene Ontology annotation, molecular function: ATP binding; ATP hydrolysis activity. The record is from RefSeq and is marked reviewed. The coding region runs from base 1 to 291 and encodes 96 amino acids. Lineage: Eukaryota; Viridiplantae; Streptophyta; Magnoliopsida; Brassicales; Brassicaceae.
AUGGACUUUAGAAAGGAAAAUAAAGAUGAAGGAGGAAAUGGCGAGAAACAGAACAAGAAGAAGAAGAAUGAUCCUCAGGUAAGUUUGUCCGGUCUACUAUACUUUGUAGACGGGUUAUGGUCAAACUCUGUGGAGGAACGGAUCAUAAUAUUCACAACCAACCAUAAGGAGAAACUCGAUCCGGCAUUUCUGAGACCAGGAAAGAUGGAUGUUCACAUACUCAUGGAUUAUUGUACGCCUGUUGUCUUCAAGAAACUCGAUGCUUUGUACCUAGAUAUUCGAAGAACAUGA